AUGGUGAAAAACUAUCGGAGGAAAUUUAAUCUGAAUAUGCUAGGCUUGAUAGAGACAAAGAAAGCAGUUUUGACUAAGUUUGAAGUAGUCCAACUUUGGGGUAAUGAUGCAGUUCGGUGGGAAUUUGUAGGGGCGGAGAGUGCGUCAGGAGGUCUGCUCUUGAUGUGGGAUGAAACAGUGUUUAAGAUGAAUAACUGUUAUAAAGGAGAUAGAUGGUUAUGUGUGGAUGGUGUGUUGUUAAAAAAUAACUUCCUUUGUGCGUUCUGCCUAGUAUAUGGUGCGCAUGCGAGGGAAGAGAAGCUGGUGGUGUGGGAAGAGUUGAGCUUUUUAUCUGGGUUAUGUCAGGUACCGGUUUGUUAUCUAAGGGAUUUCAACGAGGUUACUCAAGUAGUGGAAGAGAGGAAGGGAGCUGGUUCCUUGACGGUGUCAGCAGUAGAGUUUAAAUCAUGGAUUCAGGAUAUGGAGUUAGUCGACCUACCGCUAACUGAUCGAACGUUUACAUGGUUCAGGGGUCAGUCCUGCAGCCGCAUUGACAGGGUUCUGGUGACAAGGAUGGGAGGGGGACCAAGACCUUUUCGGAGCCUAGAUUCCUGGUUCUCUCACGAGGGAUUCCUGAGGAUGGUAAAGGAGGAGUGGAGGAACUUGGGGGAUAUUCAAUUCAUGGACAAGUUGAAGGGGUUGACGAUUCCGCUCGGCAAAUGGCAUAAGCAAAAUUUUGGAAACAUGGAUAUGAGGAUUAAAUAG
Molecule: messenger RNA, 744 nt
Organism: Arachis ipaensis
Lineage: Eukaryota; Viridiplantae; Streptophyta; Magnoliopsida; Fabales; Fabaceae
Source: RefSeq, a predicted model, not a curated record